UAGAGGGCUUUUCCAACCGCAAUGAUUCUGUGAUUCUUUGAUUCUACGAUUCCAGGAUGCUCUGAUUCUCCGGCUGCACCAACGCUAAAUUACAGCCUCUAACCCAGCCAGCCUGCCCAGCCCCAGCCGCCAGUCACCCGCCUGCUGCAGGAGAGCCCAAGGUUUCUUCCUCUUCCGUGCUUCCCACCCCCCAAGCCCAGCCCCGCCGCUCCGCCGCCCGCACCCCCCAGCGCUGCAGCCGCGGAGCGCAGCGGGGCCGCCCGGGGCUGCGUACGGCGAGCGGCGGCCAAUGGGCGGGGAGGGCUCGGGGGGAGGUGGGGCUUGCGGGCGGCGGAGCCAAUGCGAAGCGAGCCAGCGGGCCAGCGUUCAAGAGGAGGGGGAGGGUCCGAGCGGAGCCGAGCGCAGCCGAACCGAGCCGAGUCCAGCCAGGCGCAGCCGAACCGAGCCGAACGAGAGGAGCCGAACCGAGCCGAGUCCAGCCGAGAGCGGCCGAACCGAGCCGAGUCCAGCCGGGAGCAGCAGAACCGAGCCGUGUCCAGCCGAGAGCGGCCGAACCGAGCCGAACGAGCGCAGCCGAACCGAGCCGAGUGCAGCCGAGAGCAGCCGAACCUUGCCGAGUCCAGCCGAACCGGGUCGAACGAGCGGAGCCUAGUCCAGCCGAGCGGAGGCCAACGAACCCAGCCGAGCGGAGCCGAGCGCAGCCGAUCCCAGCCGAGAGCAGCCGAACCGAGCCGAGUCCUGCCGAACCGAGCCGAGCGCAGCCGAACGGAGCCGAAGCGGAGCAUGGAGGACUCGAAGCGCAGCCGGGAGUUCCGGCACUUCACCUGGGAGGAGAUCGGGCAGCGGAACGGCCGGGGCCCGGCGCCCCAGGAGCGCUGGUUGGUGAUCGAGAGAAAGGUGUACGACAUCAGCCACUUCUGCAGGAGGCACCCGGGAGGGUCCCGGGUCAUCAGCCACUACGCCGGGCAGGACGCCACGGAUCCUUUCAUAGCGUUUCAUCUGGACAAGACGCUGGUAAAAAAAUACAUGAGCCCGCUUUUGAUUGGGGAACUGGCACCGGAUCAACCCAGCUUUGAGCCAAGCAAGAAUAAAAAGCUGGUAGAAGAUUUCCGUGAACUCCGUUCAACUGUUGAGAAGAUGGGGCUUCUAAACCCGAACCGCGCCUUUUUCAUCCUGUAUCUCUGCCACAUCUUAAUGUUGGAUGUUGCAGCUUGGCUCACCAUCUGGUAUUUUGGAGCAUCCACGCUGUCUUUCCUCUUGUCUGCAGUGCUUCUAGGCACAGUCCAGGCCCAGGCUGGCUGGCUCCAGCAUGAUUUUGGACACCUUUCAGUCUUCAGCAAGUCCAGAUGGAACCACUGGGUGCACAAGUUUGUCAUCGGCCACCUGAAGGGAGCACCAGCCAGCUGGUGGAAUCACCUCCACUUCCAACACCAUGCUAAACCCAACUGCUUCCGAAAGGACCCUGAUGUUAACAUGCACCCCUUAUUUUUUGCUUUGGGAAAAACACUCUCUGUAGAGCUUGGUGCACAAAAGAAGAAAUUCAUGCCUUAUAACCACCAGCACAAGUACUUCUUCAUCAUUGGUCCUCCAGCUCUGGUGCCUCUUUACUUCCAGUGGUACAUAUUCUACUUUGUGGUACAGCGGAAACAGUGGGUGGACCUGGCCUGGAUGCUGACCUUCUACAUCCGAUUCUUUCUCACCUACUUGCCCUUGCUGGGAGUGAAGGGUGUCCUGGGGCUUCAUCUGUUAGUUAGGUUUAUAGAGAGUAACUGGUUUGUCUGGGUUACACAAAUGAAUCACAUCCCGAUGCACAUUGAUUAUGAUAAGAACGUGGACUGGUUCUCUACCCAGCUCCAGGCAACCUGUAAUGUUCAUCAGUCCUUUUUCAAUGACUGGUUUAGUGGACACCUGAACUUCCAAAUCGAGCACCACCUUUUCCCUACAAUGCCUCGACACAACUACUGGAAGGUGGCCCCUUUGGUGAAGUCCCUGUGUGCCAAACAUGGUAUUGAGUACCAGUGCAAGCCAUUGCUCACCGCCUUUGCGGACAUAGUGCACUCUUUGAAAGAUUCAGGGGAGCUCUGGCUUGAUGCCUAUCUACAUAAAUAAGAAGCAGUGGCUCCUCACAGAGGAAUUCCCCACCCUUGUUGCCUCCUGUGGUGGUCACCAUGAAGAUAUUGCACAGAAGAGAGAGAGCUGGCUAAGCCAGAGGUGGGGAGGUGGUGCAGCUUAAUUCCAUUGAUGAAUGUAAUUAAUAUGAUUUUUUUAAAUAUGUGUUCUUAUUUCUUCUUGUGCUUCUUUUAUUCCUCUUAUCUGGCGCUGAGUUUUGGGGAAAAGCUGAAUGAAGGAGGUUACCAGAGGCAGCUUUGGGACUGCGAACAAAUUCCUUUAUCUGCUGAUACUUCAUUUGCUGAGUAUAUAGGAGGGAAUUCUCUUAUCUAACAUAGGCUUUUGUGAGGUGGCUCUCCUGAAUAUAGUAAGAAAGUUGAUGCAAUAUGAACUCAAAGAACGUGGGAGUUAUUGAAAUGUGGAAGCAGUAAGGAAUUGUGUAGGUGCAGUAUUUUCAAAUACCUCUAUGUAUUAUAAUUAACAAUGGCAGUAGAAGUGCCCGGCCAAGGGCGCAGUGGGGACCAUGUGAGGGCCCAGACCAAUUUGCAUGUAUGUGAGUGAGAUGGAGAAGGUGCAGGCAGCAGUUCUAAGGGAGUAAGCAUGAGGAAAAGGAUCUAAUUGGAACCUUAAUGGAGGCAGGGAAACAGGAAAGUGGAGGUUGUUCCCCUUGCAUGUAGAUAUGAGAGCUCGGCAUGCCAUAUUCUAUGGGAAUGCAUCUCUUCUGUGGUGAAGGCCUCUGGUUUAUUUGCCCAUUUGAAACCUCUCAUGGAGUCUCUGGGAGUGCCAUACCUCUGAGUGUUAUUGAACCUGUUACUGCAAGUCAGAAGGGACAGAAAUAUGGCGCAUCCACGCUCAGGACCCCUGCAACGGUGAUUAAGGAAGCAAAAGGGUCAUCGGUCCAUGGUCAUCUGAAGCUUCACUCUUUUUGGAGAGCUUUGUUGACUUCUGGCCCAGGUUGUAGGACCGUGUUCCUGUCUGAGUUGCAGUUAAGUUUAAUGAAGAAGUAAAAGCAUCAGAGGUUGGGCUACAGUGUAGACGCAUUUGACUUUUCAAGCAGCAGAAGUCAGCAGGCUCCGUACCUGUAGGCACACAUCAGCCAGUAUGUGGCUGAUCUUUGCUGGAUGAUGUGCCUUCACAACACACCUCAGGCUGAUCUUUGCUGGAUGAUGUGCCUUCACAACACACCUCAAGAGGGCAUGUGAUGUUCAGGGACAUGAAUUAGCCUUACCACAUUUCCUGGGGUCUUUUCAUUUACAAUACUGAUGUUACAGAUGCCAAAUCGGGAUAUAGCACCUGGCAUAACACUAAGGAGGGCAGCUCCUUAGUUCCCUCAGUGACGGGUGGCUUAGUCUCCAGAAGGGAUGGCUUAAUUUUGAGGAAAAGAUGGUGCUUUUUCUGAUCAACAUCCAAAAAGAGGAUGGCUUGUGAGGGGAUGGAAGAAAUGUAUCUUCCUAAGCCACGAGUGGUGUUAAGCACAGAAUAAAAUUGUAAUGGAAAUAAUAAAAUAAUGAUUAAAUCAUUGAUACCCUUUGAUAAAGACCAUAAAGAAAAUGGGCCUUACUUACUUUUUUAACCUUGUUUUUCCUGCUCCAUUUCUUUCCCUCUUAUUUCUAGAACUGUUGAUGGAGGAAUGUCUAAUAAUAAAAUACCUUAUCU
This is a messenger RNA of Cuculus canorus (common cuckoo), 3765 nucleotides long. Its product is annotated as acyl-CoA (8-3)-desaturase. Gene Ontology annotation, biological process: lipid metabolic process. The transcript is spliced from 12 exons. Gene Ontology annotation, molecular function: oxidoreductase activity, acting on paired donors, with oxidation of a pair of donors resulting in the reduction of molecular oxygen to two molecules of water. Lineage: Eukaryota; Metazoa; Chordata; Aves; Cuculiformes; Cuculidae. The coding region runs from base 340 to 2109 and encodes 589 amino acids. The record is from RefSeq and is a predicted model, not a curated record. Gene Ontology annotation, cellular component: membrane.